AUGGCUUCCCUUCGUGGCGCCAUCGAAGAUGGACAAUUUGACGAUGUUCCGGAGAGCCCCCCUACCUCUUCCGCCCCGGACCCACGACAAGGUCACCGCUUCAUCGACGACGAGGCACUACUAGAAUGGGCAUCGGAGAGCGAGGAGGAGGACAGCGAACCAGACGAGUUUGAGUACGACGAGGACGCUUUGGAGGCUGAGGUGUUCCAGGAACUUCGUGCCGAAGACGAGGACUGGGAGAUCGCAGAGCGAGACUUCACGAAACAGUAUAACCGCCUCAGACAGCAUGUUGCUGUGCGGACCGGGGCCGCUGACGGUGUCACGUCUGCUAUCAAUUCCAAAGCGGCAGUCGCUUCUCUUCCCGCUGUGAAUCGACCUCGCCCGUCCAAGACAGUGCCUACGACUGCCACAAAUCAGCAGCACUCUAAGGACAAGACCGAGAACCAGCUCCAAGCUUUGUCUAAGUACUCCUCCCGACUCAGAAAUCUAGACAUGCCGUACGACCUAGGCGUGGGCGUGAAUCGGAAAGGACCGUCAGCGACCGCCAACAUGAAAGACAAGAGCGACCGCGCGACCAAUGAACAGGUGCUCGAUCCACGGACGCGAAUCAUCCUGUUCAAGAUGAUCGGUCGGGGGCUCAUCUACGAAGUUAACGGGUGCGUAAGCACGGGGAAGGAGGCUAACGUCUACCAUGCACUCACCCCCGAGCGCCGGCAUCUUGCGCUCAAAAUCUACAAGACGUCUAUCCUUGUUUUCAAGGAUCGGGACCGGUAUGUCUCGGGCGAAUACCGAUUCCGCCGGGGCUACAGCCGCCAUAACCCCCGGAAAAUGGUCCGCGUGUGGGCCGAGAAGGAGAUGCGCAAUCUGAAGCGGCUGCGUACGGCAGGCAUCCGGUGCCCGGAACCUCUCGAAGUCCGCGAGAACGUGCUCGUCAUGAGCUUCGUGGGCGACAAUGACGGCUGGGCUUCCCCUCGAUUGAAGGAUGCCGACAUCCCGGAGUCCGCGAUGGCGGAUCUCUACGUCGAGCUUAUGCUCAUGGCGCGCAAGAUGUUCGUCGAGUGCAGGCUCGUCCACGCCGACCUCUCCGAAUACAACAUCCUCUACCACGUCCCCGACGCGGCGCCCACGGACCCCGCGGCUUCUGCGACCGAGUCCGAAGCCGCCCCGCGUCGACGGGGGCGCAGACCGUCGGUCGAGCACGACCACCCGCACGCGUUCGACUUCCUCCGGCAGGACCUCCGCAACGUCGACGACUUCUUCGCCCGCCGCGGCGUGCCCACCGUCGGCCUCCGCCGCGCGUUCGAGUUCCCCGCCGAUGCCGACGCGGACGGCUUGGACGGCGGGGAGGCGCGGACGCACGAGGACGCGGUGUUCAUGCGCUCGUACAUCCCCCGCACGCUCAACGAGGUCUACGACCCCGAGCGCGACGUCGGCGUGCUCUCCCGCGGGGAGGGCGCGCGGCUCAUCUACAAGGACAUGAUCGGGAUCGUCGGCCCGAGCGAGGACGUGGACGGGGCCGGCGCGGACAAGGACAAGCGGACGAAGGCGGUCUCGUUCGUGGACGAGGGCGGGGAAGCGGAAGGCGGGGAGGAGGACGGGGACGAAGAUGCGGGGAGCGAGGAAGACGACGAGUCCGAGGAUGACGGCGAGUUCAACGAUAGGAAGCCUCGUGGGCACCGACAUGAGGACAAGGACACGAAGAAGGAGCGCAAGAAGGCAGCAAAGGCAGAGGCCCGCGAGAAACGCAAGCACAAAAUACCCAAGGCGGAGAAAAAGCGCAAGGUCAAAGCUACCGCUCGUGGAGGAUGA
This is a messenger RNA of Epithele typhae, 1809 nucleotides long. Its product is annotated as RIO1-domain-containing protein. Gene Ontology annotation, molecular function: ATP binding; protein serine/threonine kinase activity. Lineage: Eukaryota; Fungi; Basidiomycota; Agaricomycetes; Polyporales; Epitheliaceae. The record is from RefSeq and is a predicted model, not a curated record. The coding region runs from base 1 to 1809 and encodes 602 amino acids. The transcript is spliced from 8 exons. Gene Ontology annotation, biological process: maturation of SSU-rRNA. Gene Ontology annotation, cellular component: preribosome, small subunit precursor; cytosol.